This is a messenger RNA of Ixodes scapularis (black-legged tick), 1671 nucleotides long. Its product is annotated as acid-sensing ion channel 4-B-like. The record is from RefSeq and is a predicted model, not a curated record. Gene Ontology annotation, cellular component: membrane. Bases 1 to 1671 code for a protein of 556 amino acids. Gene Ontology annotation, biological process: sodium ion transmembrane transport. Lineage: Eukaryota; Metazoa; Arthropoda; Arachnida; Ixodida; Ixodidae. Gene Ontology annotation, molecular function: ligand-gated sodium channel activity. The transcript has 12 exons.
AUGUCUUGCACUGGCAGUCACAGCUUCGUUUGGGGACCCGAAGACUUUCAGCGAAACGUCGACUCCGUGUCUCAGCCUGCCCAGGAGGUUUCUAUUCUGGCCCUGCUGCCUCUGUAUCGCGACCUGGUCGCGGAGUCUGGAGGACCCGGCUGCGCCGUCAUAUGCGGGAGGCGUGGCGGCGUGUUCCGCAAGUGCGUCUGGGUCGUCGUCGUCAGCGUGCUGACCACGCUCACGUUCCGGGACUGCAUCAGCGUGUUCAAGGAGUACGGGGAGUUCCCGGUCAUCAUCAACUACAAGUACCAGCAGGAGCUCUCUCCCAGCUUUCCCGACGUGACCAUCUGCAACGCGAAUCCACUGCGGAGGUCCCGACUCUGCGGAGACGAAGUCCCGAGGAACAGCGGGAUUCCGGCUGACGUGCUCAAGAGGAACUGCGCCGACCCGCCGGUCUACUUGGACCCGAAUGCCGAGGACCUGGAUCUGCGCGAUAAGCUGAGGCUCUGGGUGGCCCAGAUGAAGAAGGACGAACUGAGGACUGUGCAAAAACUGGCGCAUCAGUUGGACGACGUUGUAGUCGGCUGCGAGUAUGGGCGCAAGAACUGCAACGGACACAGAUAUUUCGCUCCGACGUUCGACUCUCGCUUCGGCAACUGCUUCUGCUUUCAUUGCAAAGUCGCCGGCGGUGUCACAGAGGAUUUCUACCACUACCAGACUACGUCUAGAACCGAAGACGGCUUGGUAGUGAUGCUUGACCCUCAACUAGACGAAUACCUGCCGACGUCCACUGAAGCUGGUUUCAUCGUCAUGGUUCACGGCCGUGGAUUCCAGCCGGACAUUUGCAACGACGCCGUGUUCGUGGAGCCAGGCUACUCCACCUAUAUUGGCCUGCGCCUGAACAAGCGUACCUCCCUGCCAGAGCCAUAUCAGCACCCGUGCAGGAACACCUGGCCCAAACACUUGAAGCACUUCGUUACCAAUGCCACCAGGUACACCAAAGAGGACUGCAUGAGCUUCUGCCAUCAGGACCUGGUACGCCAUCGGUGCGGCUGCGAGUCCCGGGACUUCCCCAUAACGACCAACGCCAAGGGAAAGACGUACCCGAUCUGCGAGGGAGACAAGGAAGAGUGCGUUCUCCAAAUCCGCGCCAUCAUGAACUUGCCAGUCGUCGGAAAGCACUGCCAUUGCCACAGGUCUUGCGUUAGCAUUAAGUACAACAAGGUCGUCACCCGGACGCUGAUGCCAGAGUCUAUUGCGUUUGGUAAAGGCACAAAAAGGUUCCUGAGCCGGGUGGUCCUCUACUUUCAAACCGUCACUUCACAGAACAUCAAAUCCAUUCCCAAAUACGACGGGCAGCGAAUCAUCGGCAGCUUCGGAGGCAUCAACGGCAUGUACCUGGGCGUCUCCUUCUUCAUCCUGUUCCUGAUGCUGGAAACGCUCGUCAGGGGGCUGGGACUCAUGCGUAGGAGCAAACCAGCACAAAAGUCGGAGCGGGAACCCCCUGCGGCGCCCGAAAUGCUGCCGGUGGAAAGCGUCCUCGGACGCGAUCCAGCUGCGCGCGGUCGAGUCCCCGGUCGCCUCGACUAUUCCCAGGGAGGUCGCCAACCGACCCUCCGGUCGCACAUGGUGACGGUGCCGCCACGGGCCCGCAUGCAGCAGAGACCCCCCCAGCGCUGA